Molecule: messenger RNA, 1515 nt
Organism: Amphibalanus amphitrite
Lineage: Eukaryota; Metazoa; Arthropoda; Thecostraca; Balanomorpha; Balanidae
Product: leukocyte elastase inhibitor-like
Exons: 4
Coding region: 127-1278 (383 amino acids)
Molecular function (GO): serine-type endopeptidase inhibitor activity
Source: RefSeq, a predicted model, not a curated record
CACCGUCAGAGGGCGGACAGUGAGGUGAGGUGACGGUCCGUCUACACGUAGUCAUCUAAACCCGGACAAGAGUCGCGUUCGGCCGCAAGGAGAACCCCCAACCACACGCUCGGUCGCAUCGUCACCAUGUCAGCUUCGGUGGGUCCAGGUCCGGGCAUCAUCCUAUGUCUGCUGAGCGGGUCAUGUCAGGUCGACACUACCACCGGCUCGCUGCCGACCCGAUCCGACAUGGCACUGCUCCAGGAGAUGGUCACCGACCAGCCGCUGGCCAACCACGUCACGUCGCCCUUCCUCAUGUCCAUGCUCAUGUCGCAGGUCUGGCUGGGCGCCAGAGGCAGCACGAGGAAUGAGAUGUCAACAAUCCUGGGGAUGUCUUCGCAGCACAUGGCUGCGUACAAAAGCGCACUGCAGCAGUUAGGGAAUGCCAAAACGGGCGUCACCACUUCUGUGUUCAACAGGAUUUACCACCUCAGCAGCUUCAGCGUCAAACCAUCUUACACGGGCUUACUGCUAAACUACUACGGAUCGCGGCCAAAGGUUCUUCCGCGCGACACGGUCGCGGCAGCGAAAGAGAUAAACGAUCUUGCAUCUGAGAAAACUCAGGGAAAUAUCAAGGAUCUAGUUACCCCGAAGGAUCUCGAAAACGUGGUCAUGGUACUUUUUGGAGCUAUCUAUUUCAAAGGAACGUGGUUGUAUCGCUUCAAAACGGCCGACAAAAUGAACUUUCUGACACCUAACGGUGAAAGGGCCGUAACAAUGAUGGAACUGAAGACAGAGGUGCUCGCCGGAUACUUCAGGGACUAUCAAGCUGUUGCGCUGCCCUAUAAAGACCAAGACUACUCGCUGAUCGUUGUGCAGCCUCACCAACGAACCUUGGCUGCCGUAAAGGGUCUCCAAAGUGCGCUCUCUUCGCUAGAUAUAGGGAAGAUAUAUGGGCAGCUUCGCAAAAGAGAACAGACAGUCAUAAUGCCACGUUUCAAAGUAGAGGCAAAAUACAAAAUGCCUCAAUAUUACAUUGAACUCGGAAUCAGGAAGAUCUUUAAAUCCUCGGCUGACUUUAGUGGCAUGUCUCGAGAAAGAAUUUAUGUGAAAGAUAUCAUUCAGAAGGCAAUGAUCGAAGUGAACGAGGAGGGAACAACUGCGGCGGCUGCUGGUGUUGUGCUGAUGACAAAGUCUGCAUCACUACCUUUCAUUGUGAACAGACCGUUCUUUGCAUUUGUCUAUCACAAAAAGCUGAAAAGUGUUCUUUUUGCUGCACAUGUGAACGAUCCGUCGUAGGCUUCAAUGUCAUUUGGCCAAGUGGUCGAGUGGGUGACAAAAAGCCGAUAGUUUACGAGUUAACAAGGUCGUUGUCAAUCUGCCUAUCGGCUUUUAGUUGAGUGGGAUACUGGAAACAUCUUGAUCCUGCAGUAGUUCGUCUUUUUUAGCUGUCUCAUUUUGAAAGAUUUGAACAAUGCCGGUGUCUAUAGAUUGUUGUCACAAUAUAAUUACAGCAAUGAACCAGCUCACUUUGAA